GAGAGCUCCUUGGAGAUCGCCAAUCGAAACGCCCUGCGCCCCCGCGCGGGCGCGCGCGCGCGAAAGGCCGGCUGGCCGUUCCAACCCCAUUCCGCCAUGAAGCUGAGCCGCGCGUGCAAGGCCCUGGUGCUUUUAGCGCUGGGCGCCGGAUGGAGCUUCUCGAUGGAGAAAAGGAUACCUCCGGAGCAGCUAAGUGCAGGCGACACUGUGGAUGGGCGCAUCCGGAAGAGGCACUUCUUCCAGGGAUGGUGGGUAGACAUCGGCGCGACCACCGAUGCGCUGCUGGAGUUCGAAGAAGCUGCGGAUGGCUACCCGGAGGGCGGGAUGAAGACAUGGUGCAAGAUGGACUCCUUGAGCGCGCGAGUUUUGGCUGUGGAUGCUGAGAAGAACAAGAUCUGGAUCACCUGCCGCAGCGGGCCGCUGGAUCGACCCCCUCAGUUCCGCCAAUCGCCCACGGAGGAGGACAUCAAAGCCUUCAGCGAUGUGCCAGAGGCAGAAUGGCUGGACGGUGAGGUUUGCGGGCUGGGCCCCAACGGCGCCUGGAUCCGCCUCCGCCACUCAGGGCGAGACUGCCGCACCCUGCUGCCGCGGAAGCACUUCCCGGAGUCCCUCAUUCAGAGCGCGCACUUGGGUAUGAAGGUGCCCGUGCGGGUCACGGACAUAGACGUGGAAAAGAGGCGGCUUUUUAUCAGCGCGCAGGAGGACAAGCAAGAUCCAGAUGCUGCAUAGGCUGACUGGCUGCAAAAAAGGCACGCGCAGGCUGCUUUGCAACGGCACGGUCUUGCGCCUGAGUGAGGUUGCGCAUGUCGUUUGGUUUUUGCAAGCAGCCUGGGAAAUUGC
This is a messenger RNA of Effrenium voratum, 840 nucleotides long. NCBI's taxonomy places the organism in Eukaryota, Dinophyceae, Suessiales, Symbiodiniaceae. The record is from the annotation of a GenBank genome assembly.